Puma concolor (puma) is the source of this 1557-nucleotide messenger RNA. It is a transcript of the gene DELE1, whose product is annotated as DAP3 binding cell death enhancer 1. NCBI's taxonomy places the organism in Eukaryota, Metazoa, Chordata, Mammalia, Carnivora, Felidae. Gene Ontology annotation, biological process: extrinsic apoptotic signaling pathway via death domain receptors. The record is from RefSeq and is a predicted model, not a curated record. Gene Ontology annotation, molecular function: protein binding. Gene Ontology annotation, cellular component: mitochondrion.
AUGUGGCGCCUCCCGGGAUUCCUGGGCAGAGCUCUUCCCCGUCUGCUGGGACCCGGCUUCCGGGGGCUGACUCCAAAGUCUACCAACCCAAAUGAGCCUCAGGCUGCCUCCUCCACUCUGCUGGUCCCUGUCCCCAGCUUUGACAGGUCAGGCCCCCAUGGCCCAGGCCCAGGCACGAACAGGGGCCCAAGGUCUCAUGGAUGGAAGGAUGCCUUCCAGUGGAUGUCUGCCCGUGUCUCCCCAAACACCUUGUGGGAUGCCAUAUCAUGGGGCACUCUGGCCGUGCUGGCACUGCAGCUGGCAAGGCAGAUCCACUUCCAGUCGUCCCUGCCAGCAGGACCUCGACAAGCAGAGCACUGCUCUUGGCGCAGACCCCUGGACUGUUUCCUCUCAUCUCCCUUGUGGCAUCCGCGCUCCUCACUCCGGAGGCAUAUUCUCCCCAGCUCUGAUGGCCCAGCUCCCAGGCACACUGGCCUUAGGGAACCCAGGCUGGGCCAGGAAGAACCCUCCACUCAGCCUGAGAACCUCUCUUCAUACAGCUCCGUGAGGGCAUCUGGUCUUCAGGGUCUCUCUGAAGAAGACCCUAGUGAUCUAGGCUUCCUGCAUGCCAGCAGUAGCUUCAGAUCCGGGGCAAAGCCAGCCCAGCCUGUGCCCACCGGACAAAAGCAGGAACAAGAUAAAUCAAAAACUCUUUCCCUCGAGGAGGCUGUGACUUCCAUUCAGCAGCUCUUCCAGCUCAGUGUUUCCAUUGCUUUCAACUUCCUGGGGACAGAGAACAUGAGGAAUGGGGACUACACGGCAGCCUUUUCCUACUUCCAGAAAGCAGCAGACCGUGGCUACAGCAAAGCACAGUACAAUGUGGGCUUGUGUCAUGAGCAUGGCAGAGGCACCCCCAGGGACCUUGGCAAGGCAGUUCUUUUUUACCAGCUGGCUGCCAGCCAGGGUCACCGCCUGGCUCAGUACCGUUACGCCAGGUGCCUGUUGCAAGGCCCAGCCUCCACUUGGGAUCCUGAGUGCCAGAGGGCAGUGUCCAUGCUUAAGCAGGCUGCACACUCGGGCUUGAGAGAGGCUCAAGCUUUCCUCGGGGUGCUUUUCACCAAGGAGCCACACCUGGAUGAGCAGAGAGCUGUGAAAUACCUUUGGCUUGCGGCCAACAAUGGGGACUCACAGAGCAGAUACCACUUGGGAAUUUGCUAUGAGAAGGGCCUUGGUGUGCAGAGGAAUCUGGGAGAGGCUAUAAGAUGUUAUCAGCAGUCAGCGGCUCUGGGCAAUGAACCUGCCAGGGAAAGGUUGCGGACCCUCUUUUCCAUGGAAGCAGUGGUUAAAGCCCUGGGGCCCAGCGAUUUGGCAGUUAAAGGAUUGAAGUCCUUCUCCAGCCCCUCCCUCUGCAGCCUCAACACUCUGCUGGCGGGAGCCUCACGCCUCCCACACGCCUCGAGCACAGGGAACCUUGGCCUCCUCUGUAGAAGUGGGCGUCUCGGAGCCAGUCCCAGGGGAGCUCUUCCCCCACACAACUACCCUUUGGAAAGGAGUCUCGUCAGACUGGGUUUUGGCUAA